Messenger RNA from Linum trigynum, 5778 nucleotides. The record is from the annotation of a GenBank genome assembly. NCBI's taxonomy places the organism in Eukaryota, Viridiplantae, Streptophyta, Magnoliopsida, Malpighiales, Linaceae.
CUUUUAAAAAUUGGAAAAAAUUAUUAAAUUGCUCGUUCAUUCUCAUAAAAACCCCAACUCUUGCUGACUAAUCUCAUCAAGCCACUCUUCCUCUCACCCUCUUUCCCAAUAUUCUUGGGGGUGAGGCAUUAAAAGGAGUCUCCUAUCGUAAUGUCACACACCAAAAACCCACAAACCAUUCCAUUCCACCACCUCAAAGUUCCUUCCUUUUUCACCAAAAAAAUAAAAAAAAAAAGCUCCUUCCUUUUUCUCUUCCAUUUCCCCUCUCGCCUCAUCCAUCGUCACUUUACUCUCUUCCCUGAGUUCCAUGCAUGAAACCCGCUGAACAUUCGUUCCUUUCGUAAACCCAUCUCCAAUUUUGGUCGUGAGUUCCUCAUCUCGUAGUAAAUUGCUCCUGUAACAGAUAUCAGAGCAUACUCUGUAGCCGCCGCCGCCUCUGGGAACUGGGCUCUGAUCAGGAAUUCGCCGCCGGAAGUGGCAGGGGACGCCGUUGUAGGCUGGGCCAGGGGAAAUUUUGAUGAUCGGCGGUGGCGGGUGGCUCGCAGCUAUGUCCACGCAUUUCAUUUGGUAGAUGCUUGGCGCCAAACUCUACAGUGCCUAUCAGGUGUUUGUGGUAAGUUCCCUGUGAGUGAAAUUUCUUGUUUGUUUCUGCUGUGUGUACUGUUUAUGUAUUUUUUUUUUUUGGUUUGGUUCAAGAACAAUCCAAUCGGUAAUGGCUUCUAAUUAGCUUCUGUAGGGAUAUAUGUAAUUGAGGGGUUUGAUUUGAUUGACCAAUAGAAACCAACAUCUGGCUUGGUCUAGUUAUAAUUGUCUCCCCACUCAAACAGCCAAAACAUAAGCCUCCAAGGUGCUCUUUUGUUCUGUUCUAUGCAGUAGGAGAUUCUGCCAAUACAUUGCUACAGUACAGGGUGGGGGGAAUGAUAUAUUGGAUUAUUGUUUGUUAAUAUAAUGGAAAAAGAAACAAACUUUACUGCAUCGUGUUCUUUUCUGAAGAGAGAAAAAAUUCUAUCAGGAUAUGGACAAGGAGAAAAGCUUUGAAAACUCUCUGGGUCCUUAUUGACAACUUUUCCUCUUUAUCAACGUUCAAAAGUUGAGCUGCUAACAGAAGCAGCUAAAGUCUGCAUAUUCCCAGUGUGGUUUUGGCCUUUGGGAUUGCUAGCAUCCAAUAAUAAUUAAAAUAUAUAUUGUGAAUGUCCAUGAUUCUGGGUUGAUGACCAUGCAUGACAUAAUCAUUUCAAUUCUUUUUAUUGCUUUUUUCUUAUAGUUUCUGUAUUGUGUUGAGAACUUGUGAAGCUGGCUUGCUAUUUCUGAAUAGUAAAGCCAAAGUUGGUAAGUUUUCAGUUUUCUUGUUAAGAACCAAUCCUUGGCCUUUUUCUUCAAUGACUUUUUUUUCUUCAAGGACUUGAUGCUUUGCUAUAUCAGCUAUGGCAGCUUCCUUUAUUUUUCUAACACAUGGCUUAGGUUUCCAACCAAUGAAUGGUGGUUAAAGCACCCUGGACCAAUAUAUUUGCUAGUACCAAUCUUCUUUGGACCACCUAAAGACAAUGAUUAUAAACCGCAUUUCUUCCAUCCUGAAAGGGAGGGCAAUUGGUGGGUGCAUAGACAGAUAUAUUAGAUAUGUGCGAAGGAUGGUGGUUUCUCUUUUGAUCCUCUCAAUUGUGGGAAGUAACAUUAUACUUAAGUUUCUGCUACCUACUAUGGCAUUCAAUGGAAAGCUAGCAGCCCAUUCUGCUCCACCUUCCCUUCCUUCUUUUAGCCAUCAUGUCCAAGUUGCCUGAGUCCCUUGAGGUGGGCACAAAAGUAACUUCAUCCUUUCGCUCAACCUUUGUUGUGCCAUUGUUUAUGUGGAUGUCAUGCUUAACCAUGCAUCCAUCCAAACCUUAUUAGAGUAGGAUCUAACUAUUUUAGCAAAAUGGGACAGUGAUGUUAAUGCUUCCUAUUUAUACACCAGGUGACACAACCUUUUUUCUGGUUCCAUACUACUGCUCCAUCAUUUAUGAUCCUUAGGCCACCAAAUAGUCAUUGUGUGACACCUCAACCUUUUUUUCCUCCAUAUUAUACCGUGCAUUUAUUUCUUCUUGCUUCUUGUAUGUUUUUCUCCUUGUUAAACUUUUCCCUCUUUGGUAGACAUUCCACAGCUCCAAUUUUACUUUGUUUCCAAUCUUUUCAUCAAAACUCCUAGAGAAAGUUUGUUCUGAAUUGGAAUUUAAGCAUUAUUGUUAUUAUUUUUUUUUAUGACGGUGAAGGCUGACUAAGAACCAAUAAUCUAAUAAUGGGGAGAAAAAUUUCAUGCUGUGGCCUGUGAAUUGGAUUUGUCGUUUGUAUUAAGGAGUAUGGGAUCAUAAUCAUAGGAAUGCUUCUAGCUUGCUGUGAAGUAGACAGCACAAAAAAAAGUCAAAUGUUGAGUUAGGUAGGCAUCUUCCUCCAUUCGGUUGAUGUUCAUAAUGUUCAAUGAAAACUUGGAAGGUCAAGUUCAGUAUGUUAGUUAGAUCUUUAAUGGUAUGGAAAUGUCAUAUUAGUUGCCAAUAAUCACAUGUAAAUAACUUUCUUGUGUGGUUGGUCAGUAGUAUUGCUUUCACUUCAAUAUUCCACCAUUAAUUGCAAGUAUGCGCAUAUGGUUGUCACAUUGGUAUUAUUUUGUUGGAAUGUACUCAUCAGUCACCAACAUUCAUAAGAACAAUUUACAGUAUCAAAAUAGAAAAUAAUUUUGACUGAAAUUUAAGAACUAUGGAUGCUAUUGUCUGCUUGAGUGAUUGCUGAUGCAUAUUAAAAGAUUUAUUAAUGCACACGGCCGUUUUUUGCUGCCAAAAGACAAGGGGGUUAAAUCUGACCUCAGUUCUCAGAACUUACAGUUUCUUUGUUUGAAGUGUGUCAGGAGUUUAUAGCACAAGGGUGCAAAAUGUAAACUAGCAGUCAAAAGAAGAGCUAUUUAAUGCAACUCCAAACCCAUAUUUUUUUCAACUUCUUUGUAAGCUCCGCAAGAGCUUCAUAUGGCAUUGCAUGCACAUAAAUCUUAAAGCCAAAUGACCUGAAUUUCUUUUCUAUUGGACAGGUGAACCUACCACGUUCUGUGUCUGGAAGGUUUUUUUACGGACUGGUGAAGAUGAUGGCCUCCUUUUUGGCCUAAACUUAAAGAAGAGGUAAGGUCUCUUUAAUUUUGUCCGUGAAUUUUGAAGAUGAAUUAUUCUCGAGUUGCUACACAAUUUGCCAUUUUCUCUCUUCCCUUUGUUCAUACAUAUGAUGAUGAACAAAUUCCCUAGAAAUUUUAGCCAACUGGUGUUGCCGGCCGCUACUAGAUCAGCCCAGUUUUUGUCCCUUUCCAAUGGAUUGCUUCUAAACUUUUGCCUAUCAUAUUUCUGUCUUACCUCUUCAAACUUGGGGACCCAGGAAGAUUCAAUAAAUAAGUUAAAUGAAACUGCAGUUGCAAGUUUGAUUUUUUACAGAAACAGUGGAUUUCUUUUUUUUUUGAGAAAAUUCUUUAAGCCAAAAAUUUCAUCUUCUCAUCUCACUCUAUGUUGUCACCAGAAACUGUUUCAGUCAAAGGCCAUUAGAUAGCUGUUCCUUGGAUGAUUGUGCAUACUGAGCCGCUAGAUGCCAACCAGUCCCUUCUCAAACUCACCUUUUCUCAUCCUAAUCUUCUCUGUCUUUCUUUCUUUAAGAUUGUGGGGGAGCAAAGUCACAGUAAAGGUGGUUAAUUUCUUCAAGAUAAAGCAUAUUGCUGGCUGGCAUGCCCUCUUAAUUGAUUCUAGGAAAAGAAGACUCCCAGAAAAAUGAAGUUUAUGAAACUUGGAACCCGGCAAGAUACCUUCUAUACAGAAGAGGCUACAAGGUCCUUAGCAUCAGAAAUCUCCAGUGACCUUGAAAUCAGAAUCAACGGUAUUACUUACCUGCUCCACAAGUUUGCACUCCUUCCAAGAUGUGGGCUCUUACAAAGACUCUGUUCUGGUACUCCUGAACCUACCACUGUUACAAUGGAGCUCCAUGACAUUCCUGGAGGGGAAGAAGCAUUCGAACUCUGUGCCAAGUACUGCUAUGGAAUUACGAUCAGUCUCAGUGCUCAUAACUUCGUGCAAGCAUACUGUGCUGCUAAGUUCCUUCGCAUGACAGAAUCGGUCGAUCAAGGCAAUUUUGUGCUUAAGCUCGAGGCUUUCUUCAACUCUUGCAUCCUUGAAGGUUGGAAGGACUCCAUCAUGGCUCUCCAGACAACGGUGAAGCUGAAUGAAUGGUCCGAGAAUCUGGGGAUCAUCAGGAGAUGCAUUGACUCCAUUGUUGAUAAAAUCCUCAUGCCUCCUGCUAAGGUCAGAUGGUCAUAUACUUACACAAGACCAGGGUUCAACAAGCACGAGCAAUCCGUCCCAAAAGAUUGGUGGACAGAAGACAUAUCAGACCUCGACAUAGACCUCUUCAGAUGCAUCAUUACAGCUCUGAAAUCAACGUACAUGCUGCCGCCACAGCUCAUUGGAGAAGCAUUACACGUGUACGCGGCUCGUUGGCUUCCAGACGCCACGAAAACUCGCCCUUUGGAAAGCUCAGAGCCGAGAGAAGUAGUCUCAGACAAGGAAAGUCAGAGAAGAGUCCUUGAAACCAUCGUGAGCAUGAUCCCAGUCGACAGAGGCUCAGUCUCCAUCGGCUUUCUUCUCAGGCUUCUUAACACUGCAAAUUACCUGGCCACGUCUCCUGCUACAAAGGCAGAGCUCAUAAGGAGAUCAAGCGUGCAACUUGAGGAUGCAAAUUUGAGCGACUUAUUGUUCCCUUCACAUUUGGGUCAGCAGGUUUAUGAUAUUGACUCAGUUGCAGCUGUGCUUGAGAGUUUCUUGGUGGUUUGGAGACGUGUGUCGCAAGAAGCUUCUGUGGAAGAGAGUCAGGUUGUGGCAUCGAUUAGGAGGAUUGGAAAGCUUGUUGAUUCUUACCUUCAAGUGGUGGCAAAAGAUCCCGACAUGCCCUUGUCGAAGUUUGUUUCUCUUGCUGAAGCUCUGCCAGAUGUUGCAAGAAGAAACCACGAUGAGCUUUACAAGGCCAUCAACAACUAUUUGAAGGAGCAUCCUGAUUUGAGCAAGGCAGAUAGGAAGAGGCUGUGCAGGACGUUAGACUGCCAGAAACUGUCACCGGAAGUUCGAGCCCACGCUGUCAAGAACGAGAGGCUGCCACUAAGAACCGUCGUUCAAGUUCUCUUCUUUGAGCAGGAGAUCAAAGGUGGUGGCGGUGGUUCGAACAACAGAAUGUUGUCUCAGGAACUGUCCUUCAAAGGAAAGCAGCCGGCACCAACAGCAGUGGCUGCUGCUGCUGAAGAUCUGAGUAGUAAGCUACAUUUGAAGAGUACAACAUCAGAGAGCAGCAGCACAAGGAGCAAUAAGCAUGAGAGGAUGAAAAGACUAGAUAGUAGAAAGGGGAAGGUGGAAGAUGAGAGGAAUAAUAAUAUGGUGGUGAGAGGAGAAAUAGAAAAAGAAGAAGAAGAGGUUGAGACGGGGAAAGAAGGAAGCAAGUUGGAUAGGAAGAAGAUGAUGGGGAGCAGAAGUGGAUCAUCAGACCAUGGAAGGGAUAAAGGUAGGGAUAGAUAGGUGAGGCUGCAGAAGAGUAGUUGUUCAUUAUGAGAGCCAAACCAAGUUCAUAGUUGGUAGUUUCUGUUCUUUUGUUUGUGUAAAAAGUGAAGAGAAAAAGAAAAGCAGAACAAGGGAGUUGUUUAUGUUGGGCAGUAAAAAAUUAAAAAUUGUAGAGUUCCUUUUUAUAUUAUAUGAGAGACCUUGUGAUCGAAUUGAUCAAUAAUGUUCAAACUAGUUC